AACAGAAUCUUGUAGCUUGACGUUGUUUAGCGUCGUUCAUUGUCGUUUGAUUUUACUAACGCGAUUUCGGCCAUGAACAAAAACAAUUCCCGCACAAAUCCGAAGGGCUCGAGCUCUGCAGCAUCUGGAACCAAUGACGAAAACAAACCGUCUCCGGAGGAUAACCAUCAUCCCUGCGGCAGCAAAGAUGUUUGGGAACGCAAUUAUGCGUUUGCUCAAGUUUAUGCAAUCAAGCGCAAGGAAAGAAUAUUGAAGCAAAACGAACAGUUCGCUUUCAAGGCACAACCUUUGCCCAGUUUUGCGUCACCAAAGAAAAAGCCACAAACACCAAAAUUCACCAUCCCUGUCACGCCGCAGGUGCUUAAGCAUCCGGUUGGUAAAGCAGAGCAAAAUGCAACCCAACCGGGCGCUAAACGGGAGCUCAAGAGGAAGGCGCAGCUACCGAAGUUCACCAUUCCGGAGACACCGCAGGUGCUGAAGCGUGGAAACAAAACUGCCAAAUCCGCGAGCAAAGUCAACCAACAAGAUGACUCUGGUCACGCUUCCUAUGAAAAUGAUGUGACUGAAUUUGGCAACUAGACUACACUUCCGCAAAGCUCACCAUACCACACACGCCGCUGGAGUUUUUAACAUGCAAUCAAACAAAUGAACCGAAGAAAAUAACAAACAGAGGUGAAAUUAGAAUGUACGCAAAUUAAAUUAAGAAUUAUCCCUAGUGCCACUGCAAACGACUGCGAAUAAAUGUUAUUUUGGUAACGAAUUGAAGUGCUGCAAUUCCGUGAGGAAGAUCAGAUUUAUUCAAAUGUGAUGCUGUUCAAGCGUUACCGAAGUAACGUUGCUAGUUGCGAUCUGUUGUGAAAAUAUA
This is a messenger RNA of Anopheles coustani, 865 nucleotides long. RefSeq lists its product as uncharacterized. NCBI's taxonomy places the organism in Eukaryota, Metazoa, Arthropoda, Insecta, Diptera, Culicidae. The record is from RefSeq and is a predicted model, not a curated record. Bases 73 to 579 code for a protein of 168 amino acids. The transcript is spliced from 2 exons.